AUGAAGGCCGUCGCUCCCAACGGCAUUUGGCGCGCGUUUUCAAAGCUCCGAUCUCGGUUUCGCGCGGUUCACACUGCUGCACAACUGCAGGCGCGCGGAGCACGCGCGGGGCCGCGCCAGAUGCUCACGCAGCGGCACGCGAUCGUUCAGACCCCCGCGGUGGCGGGGGGCAGGCUCCUGAAGGCGACCUCGCCGGCGCAGGCCGCGGCGACGCGCGCGGGAUCGCCGAACAAGCCUCCCGCGGACGCGCCGACGAAGGACAAGUCCUGCGACGGGUUCCGCGCGCGCGAGGACGAGAAGGAGAACAUCGAUCCGGUCACGGGCGCGCGCGCGCGCCUCGCCUCGGGAAGAGCCGCCGCGAGCGGAGGCGCGUCGCCGUCGCGCGUCGUCCCCGCGCUGUCGUCGUUUCGUUUGGAUUCCGCGAUUUGGUUUUUUUUUUUUCGCGCCUCGAUUCAAACGCCGAGACUGACGCGCUCGGAGCCAUCCCGCAGGCCCCGACAUCGCGGCGACGCCUCGCGAACCCUCGGAGAGCGGGACGAGGAACGCCGGCGAGCGACCCGCGGCGUCGCCGCGCGUCCCUCUCGCGGACAUCACGCGCAAGUUUGUUCCGAUGGUGCGCGUGUCGUCGAUUUGCUUUCGCGCCUGUUUUUUGGUUUUCGAAAUACUGUACCCGACGAUGCGAACGUCGCGCGCGCGGCUCGCGGAUCGCGCCGCCGCCGCGCCUUCUCCGCGCGUAUCGACUGA
Molecule: messenger RNA, 744 nt
Organism: Micromonas pusilla CCMP1545
Lineage: Eukaryota; Viridiplantae; Chlorophyta; Mamiellophyceae; Mamiellales; Mamiellaceae
Exons: 1
Coding region: 1-744 (247 amino acids)
Source: RefSeq, a predicted model, not a curated record